This is a messenger RNA of Jaculus jaculus (lesser Egyptian jerboa), 3377 nucleotides long. It is a transcript of the gene Mlh1, whose product is annotated as mutL homolog 1. The record is from RefSeq and is a predicted model, not a curated record. Gene Ontology annotation, biological process: mismatch repair. Lineage: Eukaryota; Metazoa; Chordata; Mammalia; Rodentia; Dipodidae. The transcript is spliced from 22 exons. The coding region runs from base 26 to 2416 and encodes 796 amino acids. Gene Ontology annotation, cellular component: MutLalpha complex. Gene Ontology annotation, molecular function: ATP binding; ATP-dependent DNA damage sensor activity; mismatched DNA binding.
UAACCUCGCAGCCUUUGGCGCCAAAAUGGCGCUUGUAGCGGGGGUCAUCCGGCGGCUGGACGAGACGGUGGUGAACCGCAUAGCGGCGGGGGAAGUUAUCCAGAGGCCGGCCAAUGCCAUCAAAGAGAUGAUUGAAAACUGUUUAGAUGCAAAAUCCACAAGUAUCCAAGUUGUUGUUAAAGAAGGAGGCCUGAAGUUAAUUCAGAUUCAAGACAAUGGCACUGGCAUCAGGAAAGAAGAUCUGGAAAUUGUGUGUGAGAGGUUCACUACAAGUAAACUUCAGACCUUUGAGGACUUAGCCAGUAUUUCUACCUAUGGCUUCCGAGGUGAGGCUUUGGCCAGCAUAAGCCAUGUGGCUCAUGUUACUAUUACAACCAAGACAGCUGAUGGAAAGUGCGCAUACAGGGCAAGUUACUCAGAUGGAAAGCUGCAAGCUCCUCCUAAACCGUGUGCAGGCAACCAGGGCACCCAGAUUUCGGUGGAGGACCUUUUUUACAACAUACCCACGAGGAGGAAAGCUUUAAAAAAUCCCAGUGAAGAAUACGGGAAAAUUUUGGAAGUUGUUGGAAGAUAUUCAAUACAUAAUUCGGGCAUCAGUUUCUCAGUUAAAAAACAAGGUGAGACAGUUGCUGACAUCAGAACAUUCCCUAGUGCCACAACCGUGGACAACAUUCGUUCCAUUUUUGGAAAUGCUGUUAGUCGAGAACUGAUAGAAGUUGGGUGUGAAGAUAAAACUCUUGCUUUCAAAAUGAAUGGCUACAUAUCCAACGCAAACUAUUCGGUGAAGAAGUGCAUUUUCUUACUCUUCAUCAAUCAUCGCCUAGUAGAAUCAAGUGCCAUGAAAAAGGCCAUAGAAACAGUAUAUGCAGCAUAUUUGCCCAAAAACACACACCCGUUCCUGUACUUCAGUUUAGAAAUCAGUCCCCAGAAUGUAGACGUCAAUGUGCACCCCACAAAGCAUGAGGUUCACUUCUUGCAUGAGGAGAGCAUCCUGGAGCGGGUGCAACAGCACGUCGAGGCCAAGCUCCUGGGCUCCAACUCCUCCAGGAUGUACUUCACCCAGACUUUGCUUCCAGGACUUGCUGGCCCCUCUGGGGAGCUGGCUAAGCCCACAACAGGUGUGGCCUCCUCAUCUACUUGUGGAAGUGGUGACAAGGUCUAUGCUUACCAGAUGGUUCGCACAGACUCCCGGGAACAGAAGCUAGAUGCCUUUCUGCAGCCAGUGAGCAAGACCCUGCCCAGCCAACCCCAGACUCCUGUUCCAGGGGAUAGUAUGGAAGGUUCUGGUGGUGAAGCCAGGCAGCAAGAUGAGGAGAUGCUUGAACUCCCAGACCCUGCUGAAGUAGCUGCCGAGAGUUGGAGCCCAGAGGGACCUGGAGUGCAAGGGGCUUCAGAGACAGUGCAGAAAGCAGCACCCAGAAAGAGACAUCGGGAAGACUCUGAUGUCGAGAUGAUGGAAAAUGACUCCCCGAAGGAAAUGACAGCAGCGUGUCACCCCCGGAGAAGGAUCAUUAACCUCACCAGUGUUUUGAGUCUCCAGGAAGAAAUUAAUGAGCGAGGCCAUGAGAGCCAAGGCUGUGUCUUGAGGCGGGGAGCUCUGCGCGUGCAUCUGUGGCAUUGGGAGUGCCGGAACGCUUGGCACCGGCACGGGAAGAACUCUGCUCAGCUUCUGCUUGCUCAAAACUUCGUUCGCCUUUGGGGAACUCUCCGGGAGAUGCUCCGGAACCAUUCUUUCGUGGGCUGUGUGAAUCCUCAGUGGGCCUUGGCACAGCACCAGACCAAGCUCUACCUCCUCAAUACUACCAAACUGAGUGAAGAACUGUUCUACCAGAUCCUCAUUUACGAUUUUGCCAAUUUUGGUGUUCUGAGGUUAUCGGAACCAGCGCCGCUUUUUGAUCUUGCCAUGCUGGCCUUAGAUAGUCCUGAGAGUGGCUGGACAGAGGAAGAUGGCCCCAAGGAAGGACUUGCUGAGUACAUCGUUGAAUUUCUGAAGAAAAAGGCUGAGAUGCUUGCAGAUUAUUUCUCUUUGGAAAUUGAUGAGGAGGGGAACUUAAUUGGAUUACCCCUUUUGAUUGACAACUACGUGCCCCCUCUGGAGGGAUUACCUAUCUUCAUCCUCCGACUGGCCACAGAGGUGAAUUGGGAUGAAGAGAAGGAAUGUUUUGAAAGCCUCAGUAAAGAAUGUGCUAUGUUCUACUCCAUCCGGAAGCAGUAUAUGUCAGAGGAGUCAGUCCUCUCAGGCCAGCAGGGUGAAGCGCCUGGCUCCACUGCAAACCCCUGGAAGUGGACUGUGGAACAUGUUAUCUAUAAAGCCUUCCGAUCGCACCUUCUGCCGCCUAAGCGCUUCACAGAAGAUGGAAAUGUCCUGCAGCUUGCCAACCUGCCCGACCUGUACAAAGUUUUUGAGAGAUGUUAAAUAUGAUCACUUAUAAACUCUGGCAUGGGCUGUUGUUCAUUUGUAUCCCAGUGUCAUGGGUUCAACAAGGCUAAAGACUUGCAUUGCCUCACGUAUGGAUUGGCUACAAAUCAUUGUCAGGCUUCUAGCACAGACUGGGACUGCUGGGGCACCCAGCUUGUGGACUGAGCAGCCCAAGGUCCCGUUUCUCCAGCUUGCAGAUGGCCAUUGUUGGACCACCCAGCUCCUAUUGUGAAAAAAGCGUCUUGAAGGCACCACCUGCACACAUGCAGUGCUCCGGCUUGCAAGGCGCACGAUUAGUUGAAGAGAGAAACAAUGCUACUGAAGGGGCUCCCUGCUCGAAGAUGACCACCAACCAGGAAAGUAGUUUCCGAGGUUCAACCAGCACGGCACGGAGAGCACAUGGCUGUGGCAGGGGGCGACCACAUCCCAGGCUGGGCAGCAGAACAUGGCAGUACUGUCCACAUGGUGAUGGUUUUGCACUGUUUCCUUCCUAGCUGAGACCAGAUAAAAUAGCAAGGCUGGACUCCCUCCCUGUUAGGAGGCCCUGCAAGGCCAAGGUAUGAAGCUGCGAAGGUGAAGUCCCAGUUGAUUGGAGACCUCAGGGUGUUGGAAACACCAGGAGUGUAACACCCACCAAGGAAAACAAGGCAGAACACAGAGCCUCUGAGAGGCAACGGGUGCUGAAGUGGAGUGGGCCUUCCCAAACCCAGUGGAGCCCAGGUAGUGCAAUCACGAGCCUCAGAUGCCAGACAAGGAUUUUGUUUGCCCUGGUCUUUCCUUACUAUGCCCACGUUACUCCUUGUUACUUCUGGAAUGAUAUUUAUUCUACACCAUUGCAUAUUGGAAGUGUGGAACUUGGUUUUAUAGGGGCUCACAGUUAAGGGUUUUAUUAAAAAAUUAAAAAUUAGACCUUUGCCCGACACUCUGGUAAUAAAAAUACAAGUGUUAAGUAUCCAAA